AUGUUCCUCAUGGUUGCUAAGGGAUUGGCAAUGGAUGACUGUGUGGAGGGCAAUCAGGUAGUAUGGGGCAGGGAUGACUGUGUGGAGAGCAAUCAGGUAGUAUGGGGCAGGGAUGACUGUGUGGAGGGCAAUGAGGUAGUAUGGGGCAGGGAUGACUGUGUGGAGAGCAAUCAGGUAGAAUGGGGCAGGGAUGACUGUGUGGAGGGCAAUCAGGUAGAAUGGGGCAGGGAUGACUGUGUGGAGAGCAAUCAGGUAGAAUGGGGCAGGGAUGACUGUGUGGAGAGCAAUCAGGUAGAAUGGGGUAGGAAUGGCUGUGUGGAAGGCAAUCAGGUAGAAUGGGGUAGGGAUGACUGUGUGGAGGGGCAAUCAGGAUAUAUAUCAAGCACACAAUCGCCGUUCUUCUUCUCCUCAGUAAAAGGUGACUGGUCUUCUUGUAAGACCUACUGUGAGAAUCAAAGUGGCCGACUGGUAGUGAUAGAUACCCAGGACAAGUAUGAUCAUGUCUUGGAUAUGGACCAACAGUACCACAGUAACAUUAUAUCGUCCAGCCAACUUUUUAUAGGGCUAUACACCAGGACAAAGGAUUGUACUAACUAUACGUGGGUCAGUGGUAGCAUGAUGACUUGGAGCAAAUGGGACUUAGCAAUUCGGGAACCAAAUUCGUGUAAUUGGGAUCUGUGCAUUCGGCUUUACGACGGUCUGUUUAGAACAACUGAAUGCACAAACGAAUAUGUUGCCCUCUGUGAAUAUGUGUUUCCUGAAUCUACCUCAUCGAUGACGUCUUCGUCUACAUCGAUGACGACGGGAAAAAUGAUAAGUUCCGCAAAAGCGACGACAGUAAUUCCCGAAUCUUCACCAGCGAUGGCAACGAGAAAUACGAUAAGUUCAGCAAAGGCGACGACAGCGAUCCCUGAAUCUUGGACAUCAGUGGCGUCCUCAUCUGCAUCGAUAGAUACGAGACCGGUGGUUAGUUCAACAGCAGAGACUGCAGCGACGAAAACAUCCGUAAGGGGUACGACAGCAGUAAGACAAAAUACGACACCUGAUCCCACUACUGGAUCUAGCACGACGUAUGAUCCCUGUAGAAGAAAAAAAACAAAUGUAACACAGCUCAGUCAAGCCGACCUGUUAGAAGCUCUUGUGUUGCUGAAGGUGGAGCUCACUGUUAUGAAGAACAGCACUUCGAUCGCUCGACGUAAAAAGAUAAGUGUAUAUGAGUCGAGAUCCUCAUGUUUGGCAUUAGGGAGCAUGGCUGCAGCCAUUAUUUCUUUCGCGAUCGGCUGGAUUGUCGUUCCUGAUGUCAUCAGAAUGUAUGUGCAUCUUUCCAGCAAUGCAAACAAGCAAAAUACUGUCAACCCUUGAGUCUGUCAUCUGGUUGCCAGGACGUAAAAAGUUGAGUGUGGCGUCUUGUUCCGUCAACCCUUGAGUGUUAUACUGAACCUUACAUUCAGUACACACCAAGACAAAGGGGGUGAUUAACGCCUAUGGAGAUUUAACAUUAGCGCCGGCCCUUGCUCCAAAUUCUUUUAUUUUUUUCACCGUAUGUAGAUAUAUAAAAAUACAGGACAAUUAACCAUAAUCGCAUAAGUGAUUAAUUAUAAUAUCAACCGAUAGUCGUAGUGGACCUCCUUGCAUAACACCAAGUCGAGUGAAGGGGUACCCUAACAAAAUGGUUAAUAAUUUUCACAGGCUAAUGUAGAUUAAAAAUCAAUGGAAACAGUUGACAGUGUAUAGAUGUUAUUCUGAUACCAAAUAUGUCAUAAUGACAUACAUGAGGUAAGCAUAAUGAUACAUCUAAUUAGCAUAGUAAUCAAAAUUUAAAAUGCGUCCACAUUGUCAUCUCGAAUUCGUAUAUAGUUUCCAUAUAUACAAACUUUCUACAUAUUCAAUAGGUUAAUUACUUCAUUGGUAUGUCAAAUUAUAUUCAAAGUACCGCAUGUGGUACAUUUUGUAUAACAGGAAGUGGUAGAUAUUGAAGAGUUGUUUACGCAGUCUUUGCGGAAAAUUAAUGAAAACAUUUCUAUGAUGAUA
Pecten maximus is the source of this 2031-nucleotide messenger RNA. RefSeq lists its product as uncharacterized. The transcript is spliced from 5 exons. Bases 1 to 1362 code for a protein of 453 amino acids. The record is from RefSeq and is a predicted model, not a curated record. Lineage: Eukaryota; Metazoa; Mollusca; Bivalvia; Pectinida; Pectinidae.